CCGCCGCCCAGGUCUCUGUGCCCCGGCGCGGGGCGGCAUGAGCCGGCGGCCGCAGCCUUAACGUCCCGCUCCUGCGGCCGGGUUGCGGUGACGGUGCUCGCUGCGGGGUUGGGGGCCAUGAAGCCGAGCCCGGGCGGGACGGCGAGGGAGCUGGAGCCGCAAGCGCCGGCCCGGGGCGAGCCGCGCGCGGCGGAGCAUGAGGGGCGCUGGCGGGAGAAGGGCGAGGCGGACACGGAGCGACAGCGCACCCGGGAGCGGCAGGAGGCCACGCUGGCGGGGCUGGCGGAGUUGGAGUACCUGCGACAGCGCCAGGAGCUGCUGGUCCGGGGCGCGCUGCGCGGCGCGGGGGGCGGCGGGGCCGCUGCGCCUCGAGCCGGGGAGCUGCCGGGGGACGCGGCGCAGCGCAGCCGCCUGGAGGAGAAGUUCUUGGAGGAGAACAUCUUGUUGCUGCGGAAGCAAUUGAAUUGUUUGAGAAGAAGAGAUGCUGGUUUAUUGAAUCAGUUGCAAGAACUUGACAAGCAGAUAAGUGACCUGAGACUGGAUGUAGAAAAGACAUCUGAAGAGCACCUGGAGACAGACAGCCGGCCUAGCUCAGGAUUUUAUGAGCUGAGUGAUGGAGCUUCAGGAUCUCUUUCCAAUUCUUCGAACUCCGUCUUCAGUGAGUGUUUAUCCAGUUGUCACUCCAGCACCUGUUUUUGCAGCCCCUUGGAGGCAACUUUGACUAUCUCAGAUGGUUGCCCCAAAUCUACAGAUCUCAUAGGAUGGUUGGAAUAUAAAGAAGGCCACUGUGAAGACCAGGCCUCAGGGGCAGUUUGCUGUUCCCCUUGCACACCACAAUUUAAUUCCCUUGAUGUCAUUGCAGAUGUGAAUCCCAAGUACCAGUGUGAUCUGGUGUCUAAAAACGGGAAUGAUGUGUAUCGCUAUCCCAGUCCACUCCAUGCUGUGGCUGUGCAGAGUCCCAUGUUUCUCCUUUGUCUGUCCGGCAACCCUCUGCGGGAAGAAGAGAGGCUUAAUAACCAUGCCAGUGACAUUUGCGUGGGAUCUGAGCUGGAUACCAUCAAGACAGACAGUUCUUUGCCAUCUCCAAGCAGCUCGUGGUCUGCUCCCCAUCCUUCAUCUGGUAAAAAAAUGGAUGGCUACAUUCUGAGUCUGGUGCAGAAGAAAACACACCCUGUAAGGACCAACAAACCAAGAACCAGUGUGAACGCUGACCCCACCAAGGGGCUGCUGAGGAAUGGGAGCAUUUGUGUCAGAGUGACUGGAGGUAUUUCACAAGGCAAUAACGGGAACCUUAAGAAUGCUAAACAGGCGCCUUUGCCCUCUGGUGUAAUCCCCUGUUUGGACAAUGGGACGUUCUCCCCUCUGAAGCAGUGGUCCAAAGAGCCAAAGGCAGAACAACUGGAAAGCAAGAGGUUGCCCCUGCCAGAGGGCUGCUUGCCAGGCGCAGCCACUGAACUUCAAAGUAAGCAUCUGCCCCAGAAUACCAAGCCGGCCUCCCAGGAACACGCUCGGUGUCCCACCGCUGUGACAGUAGAGUCCCCUAAAGAAAGCAGUCAGGUCCCAGGUGCCUCUCCAAAGGACAGUCCUGGGAGAGCCCCUGCCGCUCCGCCGCAAGAGAACAAGGUCGUCCAGCCACUGAAGAAGAUGUCACAGAAAGGCGGCCUGCAGGCUGUUCCUCUGGCGGCGCCUCCUCCUGCCCUGCUUUCUCCAGCUUUCCCCAUGGAAGAGCGACCUUCCCUGGACUUCAAAAGCGAGGGCUCUUCCUCGCAAAGCCUGGAGGAACGCCAUCUGGUAAAGGCGCAGUUCGUCCCAGCGGCGCAGCCGCCCGUUGGCAGGCCGCCUCGGGGUGCCCGGACGGCGGCGGUCCCGAGGAGCUCCGCCCUGAAGCACAGAGCCCAGGCCCACCACGGGCCGGACGGCGCGCUGCCCGCCGUGAGGGAGAAAACCCGGGCAGCCAGCAAGAAGUGUCGGUUCCCGGACGACGUGGAUACAAAUAAGAGACUCAGGAAGGCCGUCUCCAAGGGGCGGAAGGCGGGGGGCGGCCAGGCCGAGGUGGGGGUCACCACCCGGCCUCUGGGGGCCGGCCACAGGGCCGGCAGCCGGGCGCACGGCCACAGCCGGGAGGCAGUGGUGGCCAAGCCCAAGCACAAGCGAACUGACUCCCGGCGGUGGAGGUCAGCGGCAGAGGUUUCCUACGAGGAGGCCCUGAGGCGGGCGCGGCGGGCCCGGAGGGAGAAUGUGGGCCUGUACUCGGCGGCCACGGUGCAGCUGCCCUACGCCAGCCCCUAUGCCUACGUGGCCAGCGACUCCGAGUACUCGGCCGAGUGCGAGUCCCUCUUCCACUCCACCGUGGUGGACACCAGCGAGGACGAGCAGAGCAACUACACCACCAACUGCUUCGGGGACAGCGAGUCCAGCGUGAGCGAGGGCGAGUUUGUGGGGGAGAGCACGACCACCAGUGACUCUGAAGAAAGCGGGGGCUUGAUCUGGUCCCAGUUUGUCCAGACGCUCCCCAUUCAGGCGGUCACAGCCCCAGACCUUCCCAACAACGCCACAAAAACUUUUGUCAAAAUCAAGGCUUCCCAUAACCUCAAGAAGAAAAUCCUCCGCUUCCGGUCUGGCUCUUUGAAACUGAUGACGACUGUGUGAGGUCACAUUAUUGGUGUGGAAAGUGGUUUUUUCCUAGUUACCGAAGGUGGCAUUUUUAGUGUGUCAUGCGUAUAUGGAAUGCUUUCCUUUUGUUAAGAUAAAACAAGUAAUUUAUGUGUCAUCUACAUCAUGUAUGGACGUUAAUGCCUUUAGUGGAAGGUAAAGGAUGUUUUUUACACUUUAGAAGUAAAUAUUGAGGUCUUACUGGUGGUGAUAGUGAAUGAAUUGUGUGGGAUCAACUGAUUUUUAUUUAAAGUUUUCUGAAUAUUAAGGCACAGGGUUUCAUGUUCAAGUCUUAUUGUGAUUAGACCUUUUGAUCGGAAGGUAAGUGGGUAGAUGUUUAGGACACACAUUUAGUCCUAGGUUCUUUUAGAGUUCUGAGAGGGUUUUCCUGUUGAGAGGCAGCACAUUUCAUUGUGGGAAGUAGGUAUGGAGAGGGCAGUCAUCCUUUCUGUAAUUUUUUAUAUAACCUGCAUUUCUCAGAUGUAGUCCCAUACUGUCUAAUCAAACUUUUCUGUCUACUGAGCUCAGAACUUCGAAGACCAGACCCUAAGUCCAGAGGGAGGUGACUUGGAUUGGGUUGCUGGUAAUAUCUUAACAAAAGGACUCACUGAAGCUUUCACAACACACUUGGUGCCUAGGCUCUGGUUACAAUACACGCCACGCUAGGGCUGUUUAGCUACGACUUUGUUGCCUUUCUUCUCCCUGAUUUGCAGCAAACCCAACCAUUGCACCCUUGGAGGGCUUGCCUUUGGGAUAAAAGUUUACUCCUAGUGAAAUAACCCUUAGGUGUGACUCCAAGCCCAGAAUUGGUCACUGAGCAUUGUGCCACCUAAGCAUUGGUCUGAACAUAUUAGUGCAAUCCAUUCCAGAUUGGAACAUUGACCCUGUCUGGAAGGGCUUUUUUUUAAAAAAAGAUUUUGGUAAGCAGUAUUGUGUAAAAUGGCUUUUUUUAUACCAAUAUAUGCAUGUUUUGUGCAUGGGUAGUAUUUGUUUUGAUAUUCCUGUUGGUGUCAAAUUACUGUAUGAUAUAAACAAUAUGUGUUUUUAUAUAUCAUUGUAUAAAUUUAAUAUAACACAUUAUAUGCUGUAAUAAACAAUUUGUUUUACUGCUGUUAAGUUUGUUAUUUGGGUAUAAAACCAGAUGUUUACACCUAUAAAUCUCGUGCUGAUUAUUGUGAAAUUUAUAGGACUAUUUUAGAGUUAAAAUAUUAUUUGUAAUUAUUAAGGCAGAUUUUAGGAGUUUCCUGGGAAUGGAUGGUGGUAAAGAAAUGAAAGUAAACUAUUUAAGAAUAGUUAGGGCACUUACCUGAAAUUUAAGGUAAAUUUGAUAGAUAUCUUCUAGGGAAAAUAUUUCUGAGAACUAUCCUUGUCUACUUUAUAGUAUGAAAAAUUUCUAGGUUGAAAAGGGUGCAAUAGUCACUUGUAUGGCCACCGCCUAGACUGAUCAAUUGUUAAUAUUUUGUCAAGCUUGCUUUAAUUCUUUCUGUGUGUGUAUUAGGUUAAAUCAGAUUGAUAAUUUUGUAGGUCAAAGUCAAAUUUGGCAAUCUUUCCUCUUCGUGUCACACAGCUAUACUAUUUGAAGGUGGACCUCGGACUUCAUAUUUUUUUUUUCUCUAAAAACUUAAGCAAGCCUUUCCUAAGAACAGAGUGAUUCUCCUGUGUGACUACACAGUCAUGGUCACAUCUAAGGAAAACUGUGAGUGAUUCUUAUUAUCAUUAAAUAGUGAAUCUCUUCAAGUUUUCCAAUUCACUUAAACAGUUUUUAAAUUGCAGCUUCCGGGGAUCUCUUUCCACCCAACCAGGAAUCAGUCAGUGUUACGUAUUGCAUUUGGUUGUAGCUAUCUAGUAUUUUAUUCUAGAAUUGUCUCUCUACAGUAAAAAAAAGUUAUUGUAUUUUUAAAAUCAGGACAGUUGACUUACAAAAAGGCCCACAUUCUGGAUUGGGUUAUUUGCAUACAUUAUCUUUUAACAUCUUCUAGUCUCUUUAUUUCCUGUGAAUGGUGUAAAGCUUUACCAUACUAAGUUUAAACAUUUUUGGCAAGAAGAUUUCACUAGUGACUUUGUGUACUUUUAUUGUUUCAUAUCAAGAAACAUAACAGAUUGCUCUACAAUUAAUUUGAGACUGAUCCCUUGGUUAAAGUGGUGAACAGAGAUUUUCCAUAAUAAAAACAUUUUUUUCCUUCAAAUGAUUAUUUCUUUGGGACUAUGCAGAUGUAUUAUUCUUCAAUAAUCUUCCACUUAAUGGUUUUAGCAUCCUUGCUUGAACUAGUUAGUGUCUUGUGGGUACAAA
This is a messenger RNA of Condylura cristata (star-nosed mole), 4942 nucleotides long. RefSeq names its product dishevelled-binding antagonist of beta-catenin 1 (gene DACT1). NCBI's taxonomy places the organism in Eukaryota, Metazoa, Chordata, Mammalia, Eulipotyphla, Talpidae. Gene Ontology annotation, cellular component: cytoplasm. Gene Ontology annotation, biological process: negative regulation of JNK cascade; regulation of Wnt signaling pathway, planar cell polarity pathway; negative regulation of canonical Wnt signaling pathway. The record is from RefSeq and is a predicted model, not a curated record. Bases 118 to 2649 code for a protein of 843 amino acids. The transcript is spliced from 4 exons.